AUGGAAGAAGAUAGAGACCACCACCACACCGAGGCUCCGAUGCUCCCUGAUACAAAUCGUCGCAAGUUCAGUGAUGGCAGAAGAUCCAGAAAAUCUCUAUCAAUGAUUAACGUCGACGGAAGGAGAAGUACAGAGGUUUUCGUGGAAGGAGAUACGUUGGAAGAAGCUUCAUUGAGGGGGGAGCGCUGCUUGUAUGUUAACGAUAAAUGGAAAGUCCUACGUGAGGGUCCUUGGGCUUCUGAUAAAUCUUUCUUACUGAUGGGUGAAAUUGAUGGAAAGCAGCCAACUAAUCAGAUUCAACUCAAGCACAGCUUUUUCUGGUUUCACGUGAGGGAGUAUAUAUGGCUUAGAGUAGUAGUGGAUGUUAUAAAGCCACUGCUCAGAGGAAAGAAAAUCUGUAUAGGGGUGAAGGCCUUGUUUGGACAUGUUUCUCCUAUGAGAGAUUGCCCGAUUAUUGCUAUCACUGUGGCAAUAUCGGACACUCUUUCAAGGAUUGCAUCCCUAAGAGGUGGGGGCUUGGCUCAGUUAUGGUUAGCUUCUGUCGAUAUAACCAUUCAGAGCUAUUCGUCUAACCAUAUAGAUGCUGUGUUGAAGGAUGUUGGUAGGAAUAAAGUUUGUUUCUUUAUGAUGGGUGUUUAUGUUCAUCCAGAUGCCACUCAAAGGAGGAUGAUGGAUGAUUGCUUGCUAAGGGACUUAGGGUAUAAUGGGGAGAAGUUUACCUGGUGUAACUGGAGGGACGGGACUAGUAGUGUACUGGAAAGGUUGGAUAGAGCUGUUGCUAACCUUCAGUGGUGUACCUCUUUUCCACAAGCUGUUGUUAUACAUGGGUGUUCCCCGUACUCUGAUCAUAUCCUAUUGUGGUUAGAGGUAGAGUGUAUAGACGAGAAAAUGAAAUGGAGUAAAAAAAUGUUCAGAUUCGAGGCUAUGUGGGUGGGAGAAGAAGAAUGUAAAAAUAUUGUUGAUCGAGUGUGGAACAUGGGGGGAGACAGGACCUGUCGUCGAAGAAGUGAUGAAACUGAUUUCUAA
This is a messenger RNA of Fraxinus pennsylvanica, 1026 nucleotides long. Lineage: Eukaryota; Viridiplantae; Streptophyta; Magnoliopsida; Lamiales; Oleaceae. The record is from the annotation of a GenBank genome assembly.